UAGAGAAUUGCAAUGAUUUAUUUUGAAAAUCCUUACACGGAUAUAGUAAUUUUCAUUUCCGGGGGAAGUUUAUGUGUUUUAUAAACACGUUGCCGAGGUUUAACAGAGGAAUUGUGUUAUUGCUAUGUUAAAACUGAUUAAAACCACCGGGACUGUGUGUUUGGGUUGAGUCCUGAGUGCUUCAACAUCCUGGCUACUGGCUUGAAGAAGCUCAGCCAUGAAGAACAGAGGUGGAGGCAGUCUGGACAUUCGGCUUAGACACAGAGUGGAGCAGUAUUUGGCGUCCAGCAAUAGGGAAUAUGUGGAUCUUUCAGCCAUGGCUCUGGAUGUUCAGAAACUGUACAGAUUGGAGUAUGGUAGAAGAAACAAGACAGCUUUCAGGAUUCAAGUAGAGAAAGUGUAUGACGCAAUCAUGGCGGAGUCUGCGCUGAAUGACCUGGAGAGCAAACACUUGGCUAAGAGAGCCAAGCACAGCCACAAUGACACUGGUGAAGGCGACAGCAACUCGGAGGAGUCCUCUGACAGUGAUGACCACAUUUUGGAGAACACUCCCACCAACCACAUGAACAGCUCCCUUACAUCUCUGUACCGGAAGGGAAACCCUGACUCUAGCACCUGCUCAACCAGGAGAGAUCAGCCCGCGGCCAGCAGUCCUGUUGGCACAGCCAACCCCCGUCCUACUGCAGGGACACUAGUUUCCACAGGAGGCUGGUUUAUUGAUAGAGGCAGAGACCCCAAGAGGAGCAACGUCCUCAUCGACCUGUGUGAUGAAGAACCGACGAAUGGAGCAGCAAAUCAGCAGGCAGGUGUGUCCAGGCUGGAGCCUGAGAAAUCUCACAGGAAGAAGUACAGCAAAAGGACAAAGAGCUCUGGAGAAACAGCAGAGUCUCGCACCCUGAGCAAAAAAGCAAAACCAAAGUCUGCUGAACUGCAGUAUCCCACUCUGAAGUUUGAAGAUGUAGGAGGUAAUGAAGAGACACUAACAGAGCUGUGUAAGCUGCUAAUCCACAUGCGACACCCAGAGGUAUAUCAGCACCUUGGAAUGGUUCCUCCGAGGGGCUUCCUCCUCCAUGGGCCUCCUGGCUGUGGGAAGACCCUGCUGGCCCAGGCCGUGGCCGGGGAGUUGCAGCUGCCCAUGCUGAAGGUGUCUGCUCCAGAGCUGGUUUCUGGAGUGUCGGGCGAGUCUGAACAGAAGCUCCGAGAGCUGUUUGAUCUGGCUGUGGGUGCAGCCCCAUGUAUCCUGUUCAUAGAUGAGAUAGAUUCCAUCACUCCUAAGAGAGAAGUGGCUUCUAAAGACAUGGAGAGGAGGAUUGUAGCCCAGCUGCUGACGUGCAUGGAUGACCUGAACAGUCUGACAGUAACGAGCCAGGUCCUGGUCAUUGGUGCCACCAACAGGCCGGACUCCCUGGACCCCGCCCUCCGGAGAGCCGGACGCUUUGACAGAGAGAUCUGCCUGGGCAUCCCUGAUGAAGCAGCUCGUCUCAGGAUCUUGAAGACACUGUGUCGAAAGCUGAAGCUGCCAGAGGACAUUGACUAUCAGCAGCUGGCCCGGCUCACCCCGGGCUACGUGGGCGCCGAUCUCAUGGCUCUGUGCCGCGAAGCUGCCAUGGGUGCUGUGAACAGGGUUCUGCUGGAAAUAAGAGGACAGGCACAGGAGCGAAGCCAGAGCUCAACUAAAGAUGUGUCAACAAGCAGUGUUCAGCCUGAGGUUGCAGUGGCAGAGGGAGAGGUCAGAGAGCAGCAGACAACAGACGUCAACACGGUGUCUCUGGACGAGUCGGGACAGAGUCCCCUGCAGCAGGGGGAGCUGUGGCACCUGCUGGACCUAUUGAAGAGCACCGAGACACUGACAGAGGAAGAGCUGGCCAGCCUGUCCAUCCUCAUGUCAGACUUCCAGGCUGCUCUGGCCAGUGUCCAACCCUCUGCUAAGAGGGAGGGCUUUGCCACCGUGCCUGAUGUCACCUGGGAGGACGUGGGAGCCCUGCAGGACAUCAGAGAGGAGCUCACCAUGGCCAUACUGGCUCCCGUGCGUUCUCCAGAGCAGUUCCGAGCUCUAGGGCUCAGCGCUCCAUCUGGAGUGCUUCUGGCUGGACCUCCAGGAUGUGGAAAAACACUGCUGGCCAAGGCAGUGGCCAAUGAGUCAGGCCUCAACUUCAUCUCUGUCAAGGGUCCAGAGCUGCUCAACAUGUAUGUGGGAGAGAGCGAGCGAGCGGUCAGACAGGUCUUCCAGAGAGGACGCAACUCCGCGCCUUGUGUCAUUUUCUUUGAUGAAAUUGAUGCUCUGUGUCCUCGCCGCUCAGGCUAUGAGUCAGGAGCCAGUGUACGGGUGGUCAAUCAGCUGCUCACGGAGAUGGAUGGCUUAGAGACCCGACGACAGGUCUUCAUCAUGGCGGCUACCAACAGACCAGAUAUCAUUGAUCCUGCCAUACUGAGGCCAGGUCGUCUGGAUAAAACCUUAUAUGUGGGUCUGCCACCUCCAGCUGAUCGCCAUGCCAUCCUGCUCACUAUUACUAAGGGAGGGACCAAGCCUCAGAUGGAGCACGAUGUCAGGCUUGAAGAGAUCGCCUUUGACGAGCGCUGUGAUUGCUUCACUGGAGCUGAUCUGACUGCGUUAGUGAGAGAAGCAUCGGUUCAUGCCCUGAGGGCCUUCCUGAAGCAUUUACCAGCUGAUGUUUCUGGACACGCCCACUCUGGCUCAGUGGCCGACAUCAGAGUGAGCAAACAGAACUUUGAGGACGCCUUCAAGAAAGUUCACCCAUCUGUGUCCAAAAAGGACCAGAGGAUGUACGAGCAGCUCAGAGAAUCCCUCGGCCAGUAGCUGCGAGAGCAGAGCCACAGACCUCAGCAGCAACCGCUCACCUCUAACACUGACUUAGUUAUAUCAUGUAUGGAUACACAUUUUAUUAUGGUGCAAUCAUAAUACUGACUCCUGCUUUUAUAAUAAAAAAAUGGCCUGUAUUACCUUUUCAUUCUCAUCAGAUAUACAAGUGAGUUACUGUUUUGCCACUAGGCUCUUGUCCAUUCAGCCACUGUUUAACUACACACAUGCUACUGAUAGCUGGAGUUUACACAUACACACUG
Molecule: messenger RNA, 3081 nt
Organism: Monopterus albus (swamp eel)
Lineage: Eukaryota; Metazoa; Chordata; Actinopteri; Synbranchiformes; Synbranchidae
Gene: nvl
Product: nuclear VCP like
Exons: 24
Coding region: 218-2818 (866 amino acids)
Biological process (GO): ribosome biogenesis
Cellular component (GO): nucleus
Molecular function (GO): RNA binding; ATP binding; preribosome binding
Source: RefSeq, a predicted model, not a curated record